Messenger RNA from Torulaspora globosa, 2448 nucleotides. It is a transcript of the gene BAS1, whose product is annotated as Bas1p. The record is from RefSeq and is a predicted model, not a curated record. NCBI's taxonomy places the organism in Eukaryota, Fungi, Ascomycota, Saccharomycetes, Saccharomycetales, Saccharomycetaceae. Bases 1 to 2448 code for a protein of 815 amino acids. The transcript has a single exon.
AUGGAGAGAAAAGCAAAGAGUGGCAAGACAAAGAAAUCCCUUCAGUUUGAUCCGCUGGAUAUUACGGAAUCUCUGGGUUAUAAGACAUAUAGAAAAAGCGGACGGAACUCGUGGUCUAAGCAGGAUGACAAUGAGCUGCGAUCAUUGCUAAGCAUGGCACUUGUUGAACUGGGAUAUGCCAACGGGACAGAUGAUAUUAAAUCGAUACAGGAAUCUGAGCAGGCGUGUAAGAAAGUCUCCUGGGAGGACAUUGCCGCGCGGUUCAAGAACAGUCAUAGAAAGCCAAAGGAGCUGAGAAAGCGAUGGACCUCUUCGCUGGAUCCAAACUUGAAGAGGGGCAAAUGGGAUCCAGAUGAGGAUGAACUGCUUCUGAAGGCAUACGCGAAGCAUGGAUCUCACUGGCUCAAUGUUGCGAGCGAAAUCUCGGGCAGGACGGAGGACCAAUGUGCGAAGAGAUACGUUGAAAUUUUGGGCCCCAGCAGUGAAGGAAGAUUGAGAGCUUGGACUCUGGAGGAGGAUCUGAGCUUAGUUAGUAAAGUGAAAAGCUAUGGGACGAAAUGGAGGAGAAUCUCAUCUGAACUUGAAUCCAGACCUAGUUUGACGUGUAGAAACAGGUGGAGGAAGAUAAUCACCUCUAUUGUAAGAGGACAGGCGCCUCCGGAAAUUGUCAAAGCUGUCAACGAGAAUCAAGACAUAGAUUCUCUGGUCAAUAGUCUUCGAGCCAAAGAGCGGGAGAAAGGUGCCUCCAAAAAGAAGGCAGUCAAGGCAAAAGAAGAAAGAGAGGAUCACGAUCAAGAAAUCGACGGCCAAGAAGGAGAUCAAGAAGAAUUUGGCCCACUAACAGACAGUGCAAAAUUUACCAAAGAAAGUCCACGCAUCUUUCCUCAAGUGCAGCAAUCAAUGUUUACCCAAAAAGAUCAGGGUUUUGCUGAUGACACGCCCACUACUUCCAAGGAAGAAGUUCACAAAUCUCUUUCGGUUGAUGCAUUUGAGCCCCUCCUCAAUCAUGCUAGCAAAACAGUUAGCCAUGGCGAAGUCAGAUCCGGCCAAACUCCACAUUUACAUCAGCAGCAAAUACCGUAUUCCAGUCAAUCUCCAGACAAUACUACCGGAGAGAAAAUGAGCUCAAAUGGGAGGACAAGUUCUUUGGAUGGAAGAAAAAGUUCAACAUCGUUGAAAGAUUCAACGCCAUUUGGUGGGAGCAUGAACCACAUCUCCUCAGAGUUAACACGAAGCCCGAUGUCCACGACUUUGGAUGGUUCUGCUCUCAUCCCAAAGGUCUAUACUAAAGAAUCCUCGAUACGCAUAAGCCAGAACCCUGGAUCGGAUCAGCGGGUUUCAGACACAACUUUCGAUCCGGCCAUAUCAAAUACCUCUCAUGAUCUGAACAAAAAUUUUCUCCACAACACUGGCCAAACGGAUUGGAAAUUCACUCUAAAAGACGGUCAGGGGUUGUCUAUAUCGAGCGGCUCUAUCAGCAACUCUGCUCUAGUCAAGGAGCUCAUAGAGCAAGCCAAAAAAUACUCGCUAAAGAUUUCCCUUCAUCAGCAUAUACACUACCAUUAUGGCGGUCAGAAUGAUUCAAAUUGCAUUAACACCAAUAGCAUGGAACCUAUAGCGACCCUGCAGCCCAAUCCUAUCUCUGCAGAUCUGUCUAUGGGACCUUCCUCAACGGCCAAUGAUCUCUUCACCGGCAGUCAUUACUAUAAAGCAUCUUAUGGCUCGAUCAGUCAGCAUCACGACUUAUUCGCACAGGAGCCUAGCUACAACAGUUUUGAUCUCGAUCCGUCUCCCCAACCAAAUGGGAAUCAAGACUUCUACCCUAACCAAGCGGUCCAACAUACACAUUCACCCGCUGGAUAUCCAAACAGACCCGGCACGACUAGCUCAAUCGGCUCACAUAGUACUGGAAACAAUGACGAUGCGCCUGAUAUUGGCCGCAACCGUGUCUCGCACUUCAAUUAUCUCCCUUCUUCCGUGAGGCCGCAGCUGGGCUCAUCUGAUUCCACCAGAGCGGCUGAUCUCAGCAGAUUAUUGAAUCCCAGCCCGAACAAUGGGAAUUCCAAGAAGAAGAAGAAGAGGACGAGGAGCUUUCCAUCGGAGACGGCAGCCGCCUCGGGCACGACCUUUAGAGAGUCGGUGAGACCGCCGCCGUCAAGCCCAGCAUCAAAGCACACGGGACCCUCGGACAACACGGCGGGAAUCAGUGUCCUGUACGAAGAGGAGGGGCUCGACUUUUGGGAAUACCUGCGAUCGCUCGCCGGGAAGCCGACCGCCGAAGAAGAGAAGCUGCAUCCCUACCACCCGUACGGCGAAGGCGAUUACGACAUACUCUGCAGCCUUUUCGACGGUAAAGUGCCAGAUGUGCGUCCCAAGAGUGUCCAGAGCGAAGUGAAGAGGAGCCCUGCGAGCGAUGGCGAUUCCGCAAUACCUUUCAACCCCAGCUGA